This is a messenger RNA of Diceros bicornis minor, 7864 nucleotides long. RefSeq names its product nuclear receptor binding SET domain protein 2 (gene NSD2). Lineage: Eukaryota; Metazoa; Chordata; Mammalia; Perissodactyla; Rhinocerotidae. Gene Ontology annotation, biological process: regulation of DNA-templated transcription. The transcript has 10 exons. Gene Ontology annotation, molecular function: histone H3K36 methyltransferase activity. Gene Ontology annotation, cellular component: chromatin; nucleus. Bases 164 to 2107 code for a protein of 647 amino acids. The record is from RefSeq and is a predicted model, not a curated record.
CCCGCCGCCGCCGCCGCCCCCUCCCCUCCCUCGGCCCUCCCUCCCCCGCGGCCCUGGCCCGCUCCCCGGGCCGCCGCCGCCGCCGGAGCCGCCGCGCCCGGAGAGCUGCCGCCGGAGGAUGCGACGCACAACAGUGUUCUAAGAACGGAAGCAUCUGGGCUGAAUGGAAUUUAGCAUCAAAAAAAGUCCUCUUUCUGUUCAGAAAGUUGUAAAGUGCAUAAAGAUGAAGCAGACACCAGAAAUCCUUGGCAAUACAAAUGGAAAGACUCAGAACUGUGAAGUGAAUCGUGAAUGUUCUGUAUUCCUCAGCAAAGCCCAACUCUCUACCAGUCUACAGGAGGGGGUCAUGCAGAAAUUUAAUGGCCACGAUGCACUUCCCUUUAUUCCAGCUGAGAAGCUGAAAGAUCUAACUUCCCGUGUGUUUAAUGGAGAACCCGGUGCUCACGAUGCCAAAUUGCGUUUUGAGUCCCAGGAAAUGAAAGGAAUUGGGACACCACCUAACACUACCCCUAUCAAAAAUGGCUCUCCUGAAAUUAAGCUGAGAAUCACCAAAACAUACAUGAAUGGGAAACCUCUCUUUGAAUCUUCCAUUUGUGGUGAUGGUGCUGCUACUGUGUCCCAGUCAGAAGAAAAUGGACAGAAACCAGAAAAUAAGGCAAGAAGGAAUAGGAAGAGAAGCAUAAAAUAUGACUCCUUACUGGAGCAGGGCCUUGUGGAAGCAGCUCUGGUGUCCAAGAUCUCGAGUCCCUCAGAUAAAAAGAUUCCAGCUAAGAAAGAGUCCUGUCCAAAUACCAGCAGAGACAAAGACCACCUGUUGAAAUAUAAUGUCGGCGAUUUGGUGUGGUCCAAAGUGUCUGGUUACCCUUGGUGGCCAUGCAUGGUUUCUGCCGAUCCACUCCUUCACAGCUAUACCAAACUUAAAGGUCAGAAAAAGAGUGCACGCCAGUAUCACGUACAGUUCUUUGGUGAUGCCCCAGAAAGAGCUUGGAUAUUUGAGAAGAGCCUUGUAGCUUUUGAAGGAGAAGGACAGUUUGAAAAAUUAUGCCAGGAAAGUGCCAAGCAGGCACCCACGAAAGCUGAGAAAAUUAAGCUGUUGAAACCGAUUUCAGGGAAAUUGAGGGCCCAGUGGGAAAUGGGCAUCAUUCAAGCAGAAGAAGCUGCAAGCAUGUCAGUGGAGGAGCGGAAAGCGAAGUUCACCUUCCUCUAUGUGGGGGACCAGCUUCGUCUCAACCCUCAUGUAGCUAAGGAGGCAGGCAUUGCUGUGGAGUCUCCAGGAGAAAUGGUGGAAUCCUCAGGAGUCAUUGAAGAAGCUGCUUAUACCCUCAAGUCCAUGAGAGAAGAGGGCAUUCCCAUCAAGAGGAGGCGGAGAGCCAAGCUGCUUAGCUCUGCUGAAAACCAAGAAAGUGACCCCGGGACAGUAAAGACUACUCCCCAAAAGACAGCAGAGGCUGACCCCAAGAGAGGAGUAGGAUCUCCUUCUGGGAGGAAGAAGGCCGCAGCCUCCACUCCGCGGAGCAGGAAGGGAGAUGCAGCAUCCCAGUUUUUGGUCUUCUGUCAAAAGCACAGGGACGAGGUUGUUGCUGAGCACCCAGACGCCUCGAGUGAGGAGAUCGAAGAGUUGCUUGGCUCCCAGUGGAACAUGCUCAAUGAGAAACAGAAAGCGCGCUAUAACACAAAGUUUGCCCUAGUGGCCUCUUCCCAGUCUGAAGAAGACUCUGGUAACUUAAAUGGGAAAAAAAGAAACCACACAAAGAGGACACAGGACCCUACAGAGGACGUUGAAGUUGAGGAUGCACCCAGGAAAAGACUCAGGACCGACAAGCAGGGUCUUCGGAAGAGAGAGACGAUCACUGACAAAACGGCCCGAACAAGCUCUUGCAAGGCCAUAGAGGCAGCCUCUUCGUUGAAGAGCCAGGCAGCAACGAAACAUCUGUCUGAUGCAUGCAAACCACUGAAGAAGCGAAAUCGGGCUUCUGCAACAGCGUCUUCAACUCUUGCGUUUAGCAAAAGUUCAUCUCCUUCUGCAUCCUUAACUGAGAAUGAGCUUUUAUGGGAGCCCACAUCAGUCAAGUUGGAUUUGAACUCAGCUGCCCUGUACUGCUCUUAAAAUGAUGUAAUAUUCCAAGAUGUCUGCUGCAGGUGGUGUAUCAUCGUACACACUAAGUGACAUUCCUAUCACAAUCAUUUUAUGGAAGAUGUGUGAUAAUCUGUUUUUACUGGUAUUAAUAAACACAUACAAUGAAGAAAACAGAUAACAAAUUUUAAGACCAAGGUAAGAUACCUAAUCAAGGCCAUUUAACCAAUCACAUUCAUCUCAUAAUAGAAACACAUUCAUAUUCUAGUGACCAAUGUAGAUUUCAAAUUGAAAGGAUGCCCUUCAGUCAGGGGCUGUCCUGGACCUUCGACAAGGACACCAUACUGAAGGGGUUAGUCUUGUUAAAGGUCAUAUUUCUCCUCUAGUUCAUAACUUACUGAAUUUUUAUUGAAAAAUGUCAGCAUCUGUACCUUCAAAAACAGAACAACAGCACAUAUUAAAAGGAGUCCUCGUUGACUAUUCUCAUUGCCAGUGGAAUGUAUUCAGUACUGUAGAUAUGAAACUAAUCUGCAACAUAAAACGCAGGAAGAGUUUUGAUUCUGUUUUUUUACUAAACAGUUUUACUAUGACACUAGAUAUAGUAAAUUUGUAGGAAAAAAUAUAAUUUACAGUAUCAUCGUGAACCAUUUAACUCUACUCUUUUGAUUCAAUGACUGAUAUCUAGGGGAUACCAUAAUCAGGUUAUUUACACCAAUGACUUCAUCAGUUCUUUUGUAGAACAUCAGCCAUCAUAUUAAAUGUCUCAAUCUGGGUGACCACCUGGGGUCAUGCCCCAGGGUGUCCGCAUGUUUGCAUGGUGAGGAAGAGGCCUCAUGUGCUCUUCAGCUCAUAAGAGGCAGAAGGAGUGCUAUUCACGUUACCAUGUUAAUAGCACUUGGUUCAUUCCCAGCAGACUCUUCAGAUGUGUUUUACGUUUAAUGAAAGUUUCUGACAAAUACUUGUGUUCUAAACCAUUAAGUAAUGUAACGCAUGUAAAACACUUAGGGUGCCUGGCGCCUUGCAAGGACUCAGUGGUUCGCUAUUGUGACAAUAAUGGUUAUAACAAUAAAAAUAAUAAAAUCACCAUCAUUCCAUUUUUAUCCAAAAAUAUAAAUUUUGCUUUGGCAUGAAAAGUAAUCCUCUUGCCUGCAUUAUGCACUUGGGGAUAAAAUAAACCCAGGAGUGGCAAACACUGGGUUUGAGUGACACUUCAGGGUACUGGACUGUGGCUAAGGGCUAUGGGGUGGCCCUGCUCAAAUGUAAUGGGAUCUGUGGCCUCAAAGACAGUCUGAGUCAUGCUGUUCCUAAAGGACAUGAAAAAGCUCAUGAGUAAUUUAGGAUUCUCGAAAAAACAAGUCACUAAAUUAAAGACUGAAAAAAAGGGUAUAAAAACGGCCCUAGUUCAAGAAAUGGUCACCCAAAUUAAAGACUCUGGCUUGAAAGGCCUUUGACAGGAAUUGAGAGACUUCAUUUGAAAUUAUAGCAUGAUGAAUUUUGAAUGGGUGGCCAGCCAGCUACCAAUAUGUGAUAGGUGCAUUAGAGGUCAGCCGAAGAAUAGGUGCUUUCCUCUCUAUGAUGAAGGUGAGAACUGUCAAAAGGCCUGAAUGGUAUGUCCACAAGAGCAGCAUAAAAUUAGCAUCAGCUGAGUACAUAGGGGUUUCUAGGGGGACAAGGAUGGGAUUAUGUGGUGUUUUUCAACUGAGGGAGGCAUCGUCCUUCCAGGGAUGUUGGGAAGGUUGACCAGGCGGGCAGAGGCGGGUGUACUUAGCAUCCUGCAGUGAGAGGGAUAGCCCCACAUAUGGCAGAAUUGUCCCACUCCAAAUGCCAGUAGUGGUCUUUUUGAGGGAUGCUGGGGAGGAGUGGAGUUCCUGAAAGGGUCCACCCAUGGCUUCCUGAAGGAGGUGAGUGGAGAGGGCUUCUGUUUUGAAAGAGCUUAGGGAUGAGUAAUAGUUUGUCUGCAAGAGUACAAAAAUUCAUUAUGCUACUAAUUUAACAUGGAAUUCCUUCAUUUCCUAAAGAAGUCAAGAUAACGCCGAUACGUUCUAGUCUUAAGUCAUUUGAGCUGCCCGUUGUUGAAAUGAAUUUUGCUUAUGCUGUACAUAGAAUCAUUGUAGUUAUCCCACUGACUUGCUUCAAAACAUUUUCCAUAUGCCACGUUUGUGCCUGGUGAGGGGAGGUAACUACGAGAAAGGAACUCUCUAGUAUAAAACGUGAGGCAUUCGCAAGAGGUAAAAACUUCUCUGAAUAUACAAAAGUUGACGGUGUAGCUAUUCUAAAAAUGAAAGUACUCCAUUGUAAAAGAUUAGCACCUGAAGUAAGUGCAUGUGUUGGCAAUAGAGGUCCUGCAUUGUUUAAACUGCCCCACCUGCUAUAGAUAGACUUCUGUCUCCCUUGUGGCCUUUCUUCAGUUAAUACUAAAGUUAAAUGUCUGUUCUUCAGUUGUGAUGAAUUGAGGUGUAGUUACAUCUCAGUACUCUCUUUAGUAUACGUUAUAUCUGUAUUUCCCAACUGAAAAUAACCCCAGUAUUUUUAAGAGGAUGUUCCUAAAAACCAACAAGAAACCUAAGUGAAGUUUCAGGACAAGGAAGCAAAGUUUCAUGAACGUAAGGCAAAGGGUGGCUCCAUGCAACGUGUGAAGGAGUCCGUCCCACCUCCUGCAAGGAAAGAUAGCCUGCUUCAUAGACGAUUUCUGUGGGGUCACCCCCAGCUUUAGAUGUGCCUGGUUCUGUGGUUUUCAUUGAAAGUUCAUGGAGAAGCACAGGGAGGUUUAAAAUGGAGUGGUCAGGGAUUGGGGAGUGGGACAAGGGAGAUGGCCAUUUCAAGAGGUUUAUGUAGUUGGGGAUGUUAACAGCUGAAUACACUAGAGGAAAGGAUCGAGAAAACUGUCGAGACCUGAACUGUCAGCAACAAGUUCAUUACUCCCAUAGUCUCUUUGGCCCUGACCUGCUCGCCCAAGAUUUGUGACCAAAGGUGUGUGAGAGUGGCCAGACUUGACGGCAAAGCAGAGCCAACGUUGCCCAAUGGUGGGUGACUCUUAAUACCUACUGAGAGUCUGUUUUUGAAAUUUUCUGAAAAAGAAGAAAAGUAAGACUGUAAAUUAUCUAGUUCUCCAAACAAAAAAACGUGCCCAUGUAAGGGUAUAAAAUUAAAGUGAUAAAAAAAUGCCCUUGAGAGUGUUCUCGGCCUGAUGCGAGUAGACAUUGGGCUCGCUGUGGCAGAUGAUGAGUUGUGAUUUUGUUCAUCAUUUCAAUAAUAGUAUAAGUGUUUUUAAUAAAGGAAAGUUCUCCAUUCAUCUGAUCCAGUCCACUAGAAAGAAGAGUGCUUGGCGAGUGAUUCUUUGUUGACUUGCGUAAACACCGUGCAUGGGCCUGAGGUGUGCAAGAAGACUGGUCUAAAGCUGAGGUUUCCCUCUACCAGGAGGGACUCCUGUCUGAAAGGGUAGAUGAAAAAUAUGAUCGCUGUACCUUUGGCAAGUUUACUUGAUUUCUUGUUCUUUUGAUUUCUAACUUAACAUGCUUCUCAAACAUAUCUAGCCCCUCUAAAUUAUUAAUUCAUUUUUAAGGUUGUUCUGGUUAGGUAGACGUUUGUACAUGGACUGGGUGAGAGCCCUUUUGACUUAGUGUGAAACUGUAGCAUUUUAUGCUUUUAAAAUCAAUAAUGACUGUCAGUGACAAUCAAUUGUCCGUAGCAGGUAGAAAAUUAUGUGUAUUGUAUCCAUCUUAUUCCUUGUACCGUCUGGAUGAGGGGGAUGCUCCCUUUGGGGCAUAUUCACCUGCGGGGGCGUCCCUCCAACAGCCAACAGUGCUCACUGUCAGUUUAAGAACCCAACAGACCUCAUCUUCUUAGAUGCUUUUGUAACUACAUAGUUACAUGUUAGAGUCACAUUUAUAAUUUUUCCUGGCCUCAUGCAGUUGUUGGAUUUUUGCAUAUAAUUCUUUGGCAUAUAUGUUGAAGCAUGCUAACCAUUCAGGCAUGUUGUAUCUUCAAGAAAUGACUGGGGUGGGGGUGGGAGUGGCCUGGCACAGCAGGAGGGCGUUUGCUCAGCCGCAGGUGCUAACUGAAGCGACUGGAGCAGCGACUGUGGGAGUUUUGUUACUGUUUUCAAGUCUGCCACAGGCAGGGCAGAGCCUGUUACCUGCUGCUGGCCGGCCCAGGCCCGCCCCAGCCCAUUCUCUACAGGAUGGUCACUGCCGAGGACACAGUUUGGACAAAGUUGGGUUGAUAGGACAUUGUAGAAACUCAUUUUAGCUGUGAUGAGAACUGGCUUUGAAUCUGGAGCAGCAGCCGCAUGGCUCUCGCUGGCACCUUCUGGGGCUGUUGGACUACACAGAAGCUGCCAAGGUCAGAAGGUGGGUGUGAGCACAGUGAUGCUGUGUGAACUGGAGAUUUGUGUGUUCUCAACAAUUCAGACCUAGCCCUAGGAUUUAGGGGCGGCUAGGAAGGUUCUAGUCUUUGUCAUCUAGAAGGGUCACUUUAAUAAAAGUUAUGAUGAAUUGUAGUAUUUUAGGUGAUGAAUGACUAAAAAUUAUUUUAAUUCUACUCUAAUAUUUCACUGUGAUAUUAACUUGGAAGACCUGUUUGAGAUAAGUCUUUUGAUUUUAAGCUCAUUAAAUCCAAUGAGCACAGGAUUCUUAUCAUUUGUAAAUCCGAAAUACCGUGUGAAAGUACUUCUAGUUAAUCUAUUUCUUCCUUUACAAAAGCGUAAUAACUUAAACAUGAAAAUAUGUUCGUAUAUAGAAAUAUUUAUUGUUCAAGGUCUGUAAUUGUAUUUCAAAAAUGAUGUAGUAUUCAACUUGUGAAGGGAUUUGUUUUGUCAGAAAAUUAAAAAUUCACUAUGUAUAACACCAUCUGAGGCGUAGGGAACUGCUUUCCAGUCACAGCAAUGAGGACCUGCCUGGGAUUUGCAUAAGUCACCCUAAAUGGCUACUUGGUUUCUAGAAGUUGGUUCAAAUGUGUUCACUAGGUUACAUUAUGUUCAUUAAUAUCAUCUUGAAAAAUCCCUGUAAUAUAUGUGAAGGAGAUUGCAUUCCCUGCCCAUAAAAUAAUGUAUUUCUAAGGCAAACAGGCAAUUUGAUACUAUGAAUAUUGAGUAGAGAGUAGAGAAAGUAUUUUCAGACUCAAGAAAACUUUGACAAGUCAGGAACUAAGCUGCUUGGAAAUCAGUGCUGCAAGUGUGGCUUUGGUGGAUUCGGGAAGCAACGGGCAAAUUCUUGACAGAGUCUGUGUCCAUUCAGUUACUACAUUUUUUCUUUUCCAAAUGCAUCCUAUUGGAUAUGGAAUAGACCGUAGAUGUCGUAGACUGAGAUUUGGGACUGUGUUGGGACCGUACAGGUGAAUGUGUCACUUUCACAAACGGCAUCUCCGAGUAAGUACCAUCACCUGGUGCACAUGGAGGUGGAGCCUGCAGCUGGAGUAAGGCGUGCUGGUGUGGCGCCCUGCCUACUUUGCCCUUCUUGCGGGUGGUUUGCCGAGCGGAGAGCCGUUGGAUCCCCCCGACUGUGUGCUAGUUGUCUGUUCAGUGGCUGGGAAGGGGUUUGGUGGGAUGAAAGUCGGAAUCUCCUGCAAUCUGUGUCAUAGACUGUAAUAUUGUAAGGUCUGUAUUCUGUAUGUGUAUCUUAGACCCUAAUCAGGAAACGAGCCUCAUGUGUGUCUUUAACAUUUAUAUUUCCAUUCAAAAUAUGUAUUCAGUGUUUAUUUCCUCAAAACAGACUUUGUUAAUUUAGGAAAUAUCUCCAAGUGGAAUAACUUUUUCUGUAAAUCUUAAAUAAAAGGUGCUGUUCCUUCCUUUGA